Lactuca saligna is the source of this 1515-nucleotide messenger RNA. The record is from the annotation of a GenBank genome assembly. NCBI's taxonomy places the organism in Eukaryota, Viridiplantae, Streptophyta, Magnoliopsida, Asterales, Asteraceae.
AUGUUUCGGGAUGUUCCUACUGCAAGUAAGAUUCUUGACGCUUACAGGAAACUUCCAGUUUCAGGCUUUCUCCCUUUAACUGAUGAGAAACGAGUAGUAUUGGAUGAGGCUGAUAAGCCUAACAAAGUAGGAAAGAAGAAAGCUGAGAAAGAAGCUCCUCCUCCAACAAAGAAGCAAAAGAUAAAGAAGAUAGCUCGUAACCCAUAUCUCCAACUCAUAGUGAAAGAAAACCCUAUGUCUACAAACCUAAAGGUAACCUUUCGGAUUCCUAUCUCAAUUCCUGUUACUGAUGACUUCUUUGAUAAUGUCUCGGUUCCCUCUCAUACUACUAAUAUUUCAACACCAAUUUUCAUUGCCCCAUGCCUACCUGUCUUAUUAGGUGUUUCACAACCCCCACCUAUUUUCACCGAUUAUGCCACCGCACCAACAACAACUAUUGAGCCUCCAAUUUCUAUCAAUGCAUCUGAUGCGGGGGCAGGAGCUUCAGGUUUAGCCACUGGUCAUUCUACACCACCCAUUUCCCCUCUUCACCAAAAUGACCCAUAUAUGAAUUUUGGUGAUGAUGACAACUUCGCAGGAUUCACCUACAGUCCAUUCAACAUCAAGAUUGAAAGUGAUGACAAAGCUCCUAUCAUGAGAGGGAAACUCAAGGAAAUACAUAAAAAACUGGACUCGUUUCUUCAUGCUACAAAGAAAUCUUCUACCGAUGAUUAUUCUAAAGAGAAUUUCCAAAGUUCCUUGGAGUCCAACACGGUGAAGGCUAAUGAAGUCAUUUCUAGCCUGGGCUCAACACUUAAAACUGAGAAGGCAAAACUUCAAGACGUUAGCUUUGGUCUUAAAUCUAACCAUGAUGAGUUCCAGUCAUCCAUCUCCUUGAAAAUCACUAAGCUUCAAAAUGAUCUAGCCAUGGAGAGUAAAAUAAUGGAUGCACUUUCUGUCAAGACUGAAAAGUUAGAACCAGUUGUGUCAUUCGAGCUUCAGAAUAAACAAGAUUCGCAGCUGGAUCUGCCAAUAACUCCGAAAGCCUUCAAGUUUUGCUCCUUUCUGAAAAUAGCAAAUGUCCCUUCUGUUGAUAACGAUGCAAAUCAAUUGCUCUUCUUGUUCUAUCUCAAGCAUAUGAAGCCACAAUAUGAAACGUGGAGUGCUAGCAAGAUUAUUGCAGUGAAGGUCACAUGUCCAAUUGAAACCGAAAGUUUACCUAAUGCGAAGUUCAAGUUUAUGAGAGGUUUCGCUAGUCGGGUUCAAGAAUUGACUCUCGCAGACCUGCCUUGCCUCAAUCCCUAUGAUUCGAUCAUGCUUUACAAUUUACUACAGAGAGACGCACAGAAGUAUGAGCCCGUUAUUGCUUACCUCAAACUGAUGGUUGUUUCGUAUGUUAAAGAGGUAGGAAAAAUGGAUACGGAAAUUGAUGUUUUAUUAUGCAGGAAGCCAUCUGUUCUCCUCAAUGAAGUUGAAGCAUGGGAAAAUGUACAAGGAAGGAUGGUAUGUGAUCUUUCAGGCGUGAGAACGAAAUGA